Sordaria macrospora k-hell is the source of this 1029-nucleotide messenger RNA. RefSeq lists its product as uncharacterized. The record is from RefSeq and is a predicted model, not a curated record. Gene Ontology annotation, biological process: glucan catabolic process. Gene Ontology annotation, molecular function: hydrolase activity, hydrolyzing O-glycosyl compounds. NCBI's taxonomy places the organism in Eukaryota, Fungi, Ascomycota, Sordariomycetes, Sordariales, Sordariaceae.
AUGAAGCUCCUCGACAUCAUUCUGGGCGCUAUAGCCGUCGGUUCCGCGUUGGCGGCACCGGCCGGCGACAAGCCUACACCAACAACGACCAAGACCAGCAAGAGGGCAAGCAAGUUCCAGUUCGUCGGCGUCAACCAAAGUGGUGCUGAAUUCGGAAACAAAGACCUGCCCGGACAGCUCGGCAAGCACUACACCUGGCCGGUACAGUCGACUAUUGACACUCUCAUCGGAAAGGGCUUCAACACUUUCCGGGUUCCCUUCAUGAUGGAACGGCUCGUGCCCAACAAGUUGACCGGCAGUGUCAACACCACAUACUCCCAAGGGCUUGAAAGCAUCAUCCGGUACAUCACCAGCAAGGGUGCCUAUGCCGUCGUCGACCCGCACAACUUCGGCCGCUACUACGACAAGGUGAUCACCGACGUAGACGGCUUCCGCGCCUGGUGGGCCACCACAGCCAAGCUCUUUGCGUCCAACGACCACGUCAUCUUCGACACCAACAACGAGUACCACGAUAUGGACCAGAACCUCGUCUUCCGGCUCAACCAAGCCGCCAUCGACGCCAUCCGUAGCGUCGGCGCCACCUCCCAGUACAUCUUUGUCGAAGGCAACUCGUGGAGCGGUGCAUGGACAUGGACCUCCUCGGGCAACGGCGCCUCCCUUUUGGGUCUGACCGACCCGCAAGACAAACUCGUCUACGAGAUGCACCAGUACCUCGACACCGAUGGCUCUGGAACCUCAACGAACUGUGUCUCUUUCACUAUCGGCGCCGAGCGGUUACGCGACGCCACGGCCUGGCUGAAGGCCAACGGAAAGAAAGCCGUGCUGGGCGAGACAGCUGGCGGCUCCAACGCGCAGUGCAUCAAGGCGCUGACGGGCAUGCUGAGCUAUAUGCAGAGCAACUCGGAUGUGUGGACGGGCUGGCUGUGGUGGGGAGGAGGACCGUGGUGGGGCGAUUAUAUCUAUGGGAUGGAACCGCCUAGUGGGACAGCGUAUAAGGGGGUUUUGCCCAGCUUGACGCCUUAUAUCUGA